UUCGACCGCGGUUUUCGCAUCCUGCUCUUCGUCAAGAUGACGUCCUCGUUACCUGGAAACCGCGACUUGCCCGUCUCGCAGUACGAUCUGGGCACAUACUGGGGUCGCGUGCAGCACUCAGCAAAUAUAUCGGAUCCGAGAACCCUCCUCACCUCGUCAGCCAGCCUCGAAAAUGCAAAGAAGCUCGUCACCGCGUACAAGACGGGCAAGAUCCCAGAUAUGACACCGGAGCUGUGGAACGCAAAGAAGAUCAUCGACUCUACCAUACAUCCAGACACGGGACAGCCAGUCUUUCUGCCUUUCCGCAUGUCGAGCUUUGUUCUGACCAACCUGGUCGUCACGGCUGGGAUGCUCACACCAGGUCUUGGGACGGCGGGAACACUAGGAUGGCAAGUCACCAACCAGUCGGUCAACGUCGGAAUCAACUUCUCCAACGCGAAUAAGUCGGUCCCGCUCUCUACCUCAACCAUCGUCCAGUCAUACCUCACGGCCGUCAGCGCAUCCUGCGGUGUCGCACUCGGUCUCAACGCGCUGGUGCCCCGCCUUAAGAGCCUCUCGCCCAAUGCAAAAGUCAUCGCGGGUCGGUUAGUGCCUUUCGCGGCUGUCGCAACAGCGGGUGCGCUCAAUGUGUUCUUGAUGCGCGGCGAGGAGAUCAGGCAGGGCAUCGACGUGUACCCCGCGCUAUCAGAAGCUGAGCGACAGCGAGUAGAUACAGGCGAUCUCGAGAUCAAGCCAUUGGGCAAGAGCAAGAAAGCGGCCACACUGGCAGUGGGAGAAACAGCGCUGAGUCGUGUGCUCAAUGCAACGCCGAUCAUGGUGCUGCCUCCUCUGAUUCUUGUUAGGCUGCAGAAGACCGAGUGGCUUAAGCAGAGGCCUAGGAUGGUGACUCCUGUUAACCUGGGACUUAUUUUCACGACGUCCAUCUUCGCACUACCGCUUGCGCUCGCUGCGUUCCCACAACGUCAAGCUAUUAGUGCGAAGACACUUGAGCCCGAGUUUCAUGAGCGCGGUGGCAAGGAUGGAAUGGUGGAGUUUAACCGUGGGAUAUGAUGGACCGGUAUUAUAGGUAACAUUGACGGUGCUAGUGUAUAGGGACAGCGGCAACUGGGAUAUAGUGUGAGCCUCAAAAGACACAUGCAUGAUUCUGCAGAGCAUGAAGCGUGGCUGCAAGUUGCAAGUAGAGGACAUGGUCGCGCUGCUGCAUUGCGGCGAAGACGGGUGUCCUGACGAUGUGAUUGGCUAGAGCACCCAAAGGAUCUCGAAAGUCGUGCAUAGUACUCGACAAAAGAACUACAUAAGACCAAAUGUCCUCAUUCCAAAAGCAGCUCUAGGCAGCAGUGAAUUAAGCUUUAGAUAAAACAGCAAUCUUAACUCGUGACG
Messenger RNA from Alternaria alternata, 1380 nucleotides. Its product is annotated as sideroflexin-5. The transcript is spliced from 5 exons. Gene Ontology annotation, biological process: mitochondrial transmembrane transport; monoatomic ion transport. Gene Ontology annotation, molecular function: monoatomic ion transmembrane transporter activity. The record is from RefSeq and is a predicted model, not a curated record. Gene Ontology annotation, cellular component: mitochondrial inner membrane. NCBI's taxonomy places the organism in Eukaryota, Fungi, Ascomycota, Dothideomycetes, Pleosporales, Pleosporaceae. The coding region runs from base 37 to 1050 and encodes 337 amino acids.